Molecule: messenger RNA, 3055 nt
Organism: Fundulus heteroclitus (mummichog)
Lineage: Eukaryota; Metazoa; Chordata; Actinopteri; Cyprinodontiformes; Fundulidae
Product: neuronal acetylcholine receptor subunit alpha-7
Exons: 9
Coding region: 87-1697 (536 amino acids)
Biological process (GO): signal transduction; monoatomic ion transmembrane transport; nervous system process
Cellular component (GO): synapse; neuron projection; postsynaptic membrane
Molecular function (GO): acetylcholine-gated monoatomic cation-selective channel activity; transmembrane signaling receptor activity
Source: RefSeq, a predicted model, not a curated record
UCCACCAGAGAGACGCAGCGGCAUCCUCGUGUAUCCGACAAGGAGAGCCCACAGCCGGGCAGCAGAGUUCACGGAACAGCGGCAGAAUGCGGUGCCACAAGUUUUGGGGUGCAUGUUCGUUUGGAUUUUAUAUUUGGACAGCUAUGCUUUUUAAAGGUUCCUUGCAGGGGGAACACCAGAGGAAGCUCUACAAGCAGCUGCUGGCCAACUACAAUCGCUUAGAGAGACCUGUUGUUAAUGAUUCAGCUCCUAUUCUGGUGGAACUGGGCCUCACUCUCCUACAGAUUAUAGAUGUGGAUGAGAAAAACCAAGUGCUAAUGACCAAUGCGUGGCUGCAGCUGUACUGGACAGAUGUCUACUUGAGCUGGAAUGCAGAGAAUUACCCCGGUGUCCAGAACCUGCGAUUCCCUUCAGACCAGAUCUGGACGCCUGACAUCCUUCUUUACAACAGUGCGGAUGAGCGCUUUGAUGCCACAUUUCACACCAAUGUCCUGGUGAACGCUUCAGGUCACUGCCAGUACAUCCCCCCAGGCAUCCUGAAGAGCACCUGUUACAUCGAUGUGCGUUGGUUCCCCUUUGAUGUGCAGAAGUGUGACUUAAAGUUUGGCUCCUGGACUCACAACGGCUGGCUUCUAGACCUCCAGAUGCUCGAUGUGGACACAUCCACUUAUAUCCCCAACGGCGAGUGGGACCUUGUGGGUGUGCCAGCCAAGCGUAACGAGCUGUAUUACGAGUGCUGUAAGGAGCCCUAUCCUGAUGUGACCUUCACAGUCACCAUGCGCCGCAGGACUCUUUAUUACGGCCUAAAUCUGCUCAUUCCCUGCGUGCUGAUCUCUGGCUUGGCCUUGCUGGUCUUCCUCCUACCAGCUGACUCUGGAGAAAAGAUCUCCCUGGGCAUCACUGUGCUGCUUUCGCUAACUGUCUUCAUGCUUCUGGUGGCAGAGAUUAUGCCUGCCACAUCUGACUCUGUGCCUCUUAUCGCUCAGUACUUUGCCAGCACAAUGAUGAUCGUGGGAAUGUCUGUGGUGGUGACUGUCAUAGUCCUGCAGUUUCACCAUCAUGACCCUCAUGGAGGCAAGAUGCCCAAGUGGGUUCGGGUGGUUCUGUUGAACUGGUGUGCUUGGUUCCUCCGUAUGAAGCAACCUGGCGAUGAGCGCAAGAGGCCCCGGUACAAGUACCGCCACGGCUCUCACCACCACUCCGGCACCAGCUCCAUCGAGAUGGGCACUAUGCCGAGCCUCGCCGUGCCUCUGUCUCAGGCGUCAUGCCCACCCUGCCCGACGGGCACCUCCAACGGUUCCAUGAGUCUCUACUUUAGCAAUCACCAUUCCAUGGAGAGCCCACACUGCCCGCCUUCCAGCGACUCAGGGGUUACGCUGGGCGGACGCACUCACGGAUCCCCGGUUGAUGAUGCUGAGCCACCUGGAGGAGUCGGUGGGAGUGUUGGAAGUCUUGGAAUGGGAGUUGGCAUCCCCCCACCAGAGAUCCUGCGCAUCUUGGAGGAGGUGUUGUACAUUGCCCAGAGGUUCCGGGACCAGGACGAAGCGGAGGCUAUCUGCAGUGAGUGGAAGUUUGCCGCUGCUGUAGUGGACCGGCUGUGUCUGGUGGCCUUCUCCCUCUUCUCCAUCAUUUGCACUUUCACCAUCCUCAUGUCAGCUCCCAACUUCAUCGAGGCUGUUUCCAAGGACUUCACAUAACUGGCUGCUGAAAGACAUGGAGAAGGAAGGAGGUGUAAAUAAUCAGACAUUAAAGAGAAUGAGAGUUGGGAAGGAGAUCACAAACACUAAAGAGUGUAUUAAAGGUGGGCUUGUCACAUUUCAGAAAAAUUACGUUUUCUUCAUAAACUGGUUGUAAAUAAAUAACAAAGAACUUUUAAAUAAUGUGAACACAUUAACAAAUCAGGAGAGAUAAACAAAUUAAAAGCCUGUGAUUAAAAAGUUAUUGUGUGUAAGAAAGAGAAAUAAAAUUUAUUUGUUUGCAAACUGUAAAUCUUACAUUUAAGAGCAAUAUUGACACAAGGAAUUAUUUUCUAAACGCCUAGAUUUAUUUUUAAUAUCAUGAACUUAGAGAGAAGUGGCGGUAGCUUUAAAAAUUGUAUAAAACUAAUAAUGGACAGUAAGUGACACAUUUUCCUGCUAAUGAUAUUAUUUGGCAUUCCUACCACCAAACUCAAAUAUUAAGAAUAGAUCCUUGACUGGAAAUCACAGAUUGCGCAUGUUCAGAAAAGCUUGCGGGUGCUAAAUUAUAGUAACCCGGAGAAGCAAAGGGAAGUAAAAGCCAGAUUUGCUCCGAAAACAUUUAAAGGAGGUAUUAUGCAUGAAUAUAGGGGAAAGUCUACUGAUACUAUCAUACAUUUAUGCAAAUUACUGCUAGAGCAAAUAUACAGGUCUUUCUGAACACCAGAGCUUUUUGCCUUCAGUAGAUUGCACAGGAAAAAAUACCAACUGCUUAAAACUGGCCUGUAAUUUUGGUGCAAGAAAGGAAAAAAAAAAAAAGAAAGCAACUUGCAGCACAGCUGGAUUUACAAACAAAUUGUCCAAGGACCCGAUAUUUUUGCAAGUAUUUUUUUCCUAAUCAAAAAAAUUGCCCCCUGUGAUUGAGGGGUGAGAAUGGACAGGUUUAGAUGAGGGUUGGGUGGAAAUCAAUUCUCCAUUAUAAAAAUGGGUGAUUGUAAAGAGUGCUUAGACUUUCCAUUUUUAAAACCAGAAUCCAAACUGUGAUUACAAUAUAUUCCAACAAAGGCUUUACAUAGAGAGUUUUAUUAUCAAAAAUGGAAUCCAACUAACCUUGUAAAGACAAUCUGUCUGGAUCAUGCAGCUAAGGCAGUCCCAUUCAACAAGUAAAAUUCACAUUUUUAUUUUCAGUCAAUGCUUUUCAUCUCAGACUGAAUCAGUUAAGUAGAUAUAUCUUUACACUGUCUUUUAAAAUCUGCAUCAGCUACUGAUAUAGAAACCAUUCCUACUUUAUCCAUUACGAUAAUGUUUCUAAGGUUUUGAUCAUGACCUGAAGUUCUCUGGUAAUUAAAAUAUCAACCUGUUAAAUCACUUCUGCACCU